AUGAAUACUUUGUCUUCUCUACGAGCUGAUUUAUACAAUGCCCCUGUCAUACCAACAAGCCGACACUUGCCAGACAGCUCGGUCGGCUUAUGGCAGCCCACAGUCGUAACCUUGAUCUCGGGUCAGUCGGAGGCUGUGCUCGUCGACACUCUCAUCACCUCUGAGCAAGCUGUCUCCCUCGGCGACUGGAUCAAAGAGACGCUGAAUGGCAAGAUCUUGACCACCAUUUACAUAACACACGGCCAUGGUGAUCACUGGUUUAAUCUUUCUUAUCUCACCAAGCGAUUCCCAGGGGUCAAAGUUGUGUCAACGCAGGAGUCGAUCGAUCACAUGUCCAGCCAGCUGACGCCCGAGUACCGUACCUUUUGGAAUGAUCUUUUUCCUGGGCAGAUCGACGAAGAGUCAUUUCAGGUUCUGGCAAAGCCUCUGAAGGAUAACAAGUUCACUCUCGAGGGGCAUACUUUGGAGGCCGUUAAUGUUGGUCAUUCUGAUACCGAUGCAACGACCUUUCUUUAUGUACCUUCACUGAACAUCUCGGUGGCUGGUGAUAUUGUGUACAAUGAUGUGCACAUGUGGAUGACGGAAUCUCCAUCACAGUCUGAUCGAGAUGACUGGGUUGACUCUCUCGACAAGCUUGAAUCCUACAAUCCAUCAAUUGUGAUUGGGUCCCACCACCGCCCCGGCGGUGUUGACGGCGCUUUCAAUAUCGGGGCUUCGAGAGAGUAUAUCCGCACAUUCAGCAAGUUCGUGAAGGAAUCCAAGUCGGCGGAGCAGUUCCAACAGUCAUCGCCAAUGCCCGACAUUACAAUCUUUACGCCAGUCGAAACACCUUCCCAGACGGCGCAUCGGUAUCCUAACCCUGGAUUCCUUGGUCAGUCCAGUCACUCAACCAUCUUUGCUCAAAUGGCCAGCACUACUCAUCAUGACACGUCAUCAUGUCCACUUCAAGAUUCGGUAUUUUUCGAGUGCGGCACUGAAAGGCCGCUACCAGACGAGAGUCCAGAUACUGUCGAUAAAGUAAGCCAGCUGUUGAAGCAUUUUCUGCAAUUGAACUUUGCCCAGUUGCGUAUUCUUCUACAAAGUUGGCAAGCUUCAGGGACCAACUUGGCCUUAGCGGAACCACUUACUGCUCGGUUUUCUGAUGCCACAGUCGCUUUCUUACAAAGAUGGAACGCAGACCUUGGUUCAGAAUCAUUCGCUAGGCAAAAGUCCCACUGGCUACUCAGGAAUAGCCGACAGUCGAUCAAUUUGACAGAAACGUCCAACACUGAAGACUUCUUCAGUCAGACCAUGGGCGACAAUUUGCGGCUUGAAGUAUUAGGCAUCUUCCUGACCGCUGCAUGCCGAGCAGUCAUGGAUAUACCGUCGUUUACACCACUUUACACAUCACACAGAGAAAGAGUCACACUGGCCAGAACCUUGAUGUCGAUUGGAGAUCUGUGUCUUGAGUGCUGUCUCUCUCUCGAUAGCCUCAACGAUCUUCAACUUGUUCUGCAAUAUGAGAACAUGAUUGUUCAUACACAAGUAGACGGAGACCAGAGCUAUCACUCCUGGAGAAGGAUGGGUGAUAUUAGUAGCAGCCUUUUUGCACUUGGAUACCACCAACUACCAGAUACUUCAACAGUUCCUCCAUUUAUCUUGCAGCUACGGAAGGCGGGCUUUGCACGGAUCUACACCGCCGAUAAAAUGCUGGCAGUAUUUCUUGGCCGUCCACCCAGAAUAGCUCGCGAAUACUGGACCACUACGCUCCCUUGCAACAAUUCGAACCUAUGGCAGGACGGUGUUAUGGAUAUUGAUGCAAAUGGUCAUGAGUAUUCUUCUAAUCCAGCCAUUGAGUGCUUACAAGGCUCAUCUAUGCCCAAGGAGCCUUUUAACCACAUGGCCGAUACUCGAGGUCGUGCUAGGUUCUCAUUUCUCAAAGAAGAUAUUCUAAAAUUCUCUCGCCGGCAUCCGCCUUCCGAGUUAGACAAUGCUAGCAGUGUCGAAGUGGCCCAAAUCUUCAACGAGAUUGAAAGUGCCUGGAAUGCUCUCCCUGAACAUCUCAGGCUUACACAGACUCUAAAGCUCAGCGACGCCUCUCCAUUCUCUAAUGACCUUCUCAUUGGAAUCCGUUUGGACUAUCUACAUACUCUGUUCUUACUCCACCUAGCGUCUUCGCGACAAUUACAGCACCCUGGAAGGGAUCUACUUGCUAUAGCCGGGGAGAUGCUCUCUCUUGUCACUGAGGCGAUCAUGUUACGUGAUCGGCUCGUAAAUUCAGGCACAUCUUUAACAUGGAAGGUUGCCCAGUAUGGCCUACCUGCAGCUGGGAUUAUAUCGUUGUCCCUGUUGAACGUCCUAGCAUACGAUGACUGGGCUGGAAAACGGACCAAAUGUAUUCAAGAUCUUAAUAUCCUAGUCGCGAAACUCAAAGUUGGGGCCAUUGUUAGGGCAGGCGAGGCGAACUUUGCACUGUUUAGUCGCGCAACAAGGACUAUGCAAAGCUUGCUGAACUUACUAGCCGGAGGUACUUCUAUGAUAGCCCAGCAGACACACACACCAGAUUCUAAUAUUUGGAAUUUGACCGGCGAUCUUAACUUAUUUGCUAAUUUCGAGCCGUGGGACUUUGAGUUUGACUUUUGGGCUAGCUUUGCAGACCACCCCGGAUUAAAUGUUUAUGAAAGUUAG
Messenger RNA from Fusarium sp. VM40, 2667 nucleotides. The record is from the annotation of a GenBank genome assembly. NCBI's taxonomy places the organism in Eukaryota, Fungi, Ascomycota, Sordariomycetes, Hypocreales, Nectriaceae.